Messenger RNA from Vigna angularis (adzuki bean), 1687 nucleotides. RefSeq names its product transcription factor bHLH18. The transcript has 5 exons. Lineage: Eukaryota; Viridiplantae; Streptophyta; Magnoliopsida; Fabales; Fabaceae. Gene Ontology annotation, molecular function: protein dimerization activity. The record is from RefSeq and is a predicted model, not a curated record. The coding region runs from base 123 to 1205 and encodes 360 amino acids.
CACUUUCACCCAUUUCUUCCAACGUUCCUCUCAUCUUCCAACUUCCAAAACAACAAACAUUUCACCGUCGCCUUCUUCUUCUUCUGCCUUUCUUUCUUCAAUCAAUUGUACCGAGGUGAAGGAUGACACAAAUCUCAUCGACCGUGUACUUGCCUGACUUUGUAAGCACAGGAAUGGAGGACCCCACUCUGUUUCAUCAAUACCCGAUGGAUUCCUUUCCAUUCCAGCUCGAUGAUUUUGACUUUGAGUCAUUCUCCGCGUCCCCAAAGGGUUCUUCCUCUCACAAGCGCUUGAGCUCCGAAAGCACACAAAACUCUUCCCUCACUCAAAGUCCUGAAACUUCUGUUGCCCCACCAAGACCAACCAAGCAACCCAAGACUACAAUGAGUACCUGGAGUGCUUACGGCACUGACAUGAUAGCUCCCAAGGCUGCUUCCUCUUCAUCCUCCAAAAUCAUCUCCUUUGACAAAUCCAGUGCAUCUUCUGUUUCUUCCCAACAACCCUACAAACUCGAUGAUGCAAAACUACUGAAGAAGCCUAAAAUUGAAACUGGGUAUGGUGAGAACCUGGAUUUUUCUGCUGUGGCUUCUCAAAGUUUCUAUGACAACAACAGUUUUCUAGACUAUGAUAAGCAAGAGAAAAAGGCUGCAGUUACAAUGGCAAGAAACCCAACCCAAGCUCAAGAUCACGUCAUAGCCGAAAGAAAACGAAGGGAAAAGCUCAGCCAAAGGUUCAUUGCUCUUUCAGCCUUAGUUCCUGGACUCAAGAAGACGGACAAGGCUACCGUCUUGGAAGAUGCUAUAAAGUACGUGAAACAAUUACAAGAACGGGUAAAGAUUCUGGAGGAACAAAGUGUAGAUAAAACAGUUGAAUCUGCAAUCUUUGUGAAGAGAUCUGUUGUCUUCUCCGGAGAUGACAGCACCUACUCUGGUGAAAACUCUGAUCAAUCACUCCCCGAAAUCGAAGCAAGAAUUUCUGGUAAAGAGGUACUCGUCAGGCUCCACUGCGACAAACACAGUGGACGAACAGCUGCUAUACUAAGGGAAUUAGAGAAGCAUAAUCUCACAGUUCAGAGUAGCAGCUUUUUGCCCUUCGGAAAUAACACUCUUGACGUAACUAUUGUUGCUAAGAUGGGGAAGGACUACUGCUUGACUGCAAAAAAUCUCAUCAGAAGCUUAAGUCAGUGUUUGAGGCAGCUUUCUUAGGGAACAAUUAACCAGUUCAAGCAUCCACUCUGUAGCUCCAUUAAUUUGUUGCUGUGCAUCCUUCACUAUACAGGAAAAGAGCUUAAUAAAAAGAGUUUUUAUCACAGUGCUUUCUUUUUCCCUAGUCCAUUAUCUGGAUUUGGGAGUAGCAUAUCAAUGGCCUGUGACUGCUAGUGUCUCCUCCAGUGUAGAGUUCAAGAUGAUGCCAUGUUUCCUUUUUUUUUCUCCACAGUUUUUGCGUAGUUGAUUCAUUAGCUACGUUCUUACAGUGGCAUUUUCAAAUCUCUACAUCUGUUGUUUAUGUUUUUCUAUAGAGGGUUUUUUAGAGGAUUUGACUAUGACCUCUUUCGUUCCUCUUUCGUUCCUCUUUCGCUUUGUGAACAGGGUCCGGUUUCCUUGAAAAGCAAUGUUGGCAGCAUUUAUUUUAUGUUGUUCCAUGUCGGAUUGUGAUGAUCACUUCUGUAUAAGAUUAUUAUUGUUAA